This is a messenger RNA of Penicillium cataractarum, 357 nucleotides long. RefSeq lists its product as uncharacterized. Lineage: Eukaryota; Fungi; Ascomycota; Eurotiomycetes; Eurotiales; Aspergillaceae. The record is from RefSeq and is a predicted model, not a curated record. The transcript has a single exon. The coding region runs from base 1 to 357 and encodes 118 amino acids.
AUGUCAGAAGUGACAAAGGCUGUAUACGAGAGAACAUUUGAUAUCAGUGGUCUUCGAUACGUCAUCAUCAAGAACGUUAUGAAUGAGCAGACCGGCAAAUUGAUCAAAGAUCUUCUCUAUACAUCGGAGAGAAGUAUUCCAUGGCCAGGGAAGUAUGGACAACGGGAUUCCUGGGAGUGGAACACUCCUGAAUACCAGGCACUUCUGGGAACUCGUUUGGGUAAGCUAGUGGCAUAUCUUGUUCUGGGCUCAUACGAGCGUGGGAAGCGGAGAAUCGCACGCAUUAUAACUUACCGAACUGGAGACUCGCCUUGGCCCCAUAUGAGAUUCGACAUUGAGGACACACCAGUAUCCUAG